Molecule: messenger RNA, 1729 nt
Organism: Physella acuta
Lineage: Eukaryota; Metazoa; Mollusca; Gastropoda; Physidae
Product: ultra-long-chain fatty acid omega-hydroxylase
Molecular function (GO): heme binding; monooxygenase activity; iron ion binding
Source: RefSeq, a predicted model, not a curated record
AAACGUUUACGAAAAGAAAAGCACUAACAGAAUACAACAAAACCUUCGCGAAAUUUCCAAUUUCUACCAAGUUUCGGUGGAUCACGGGGACACUGCACGACUUCCCGGGAUUAAACGAAGAGGGCUUGGAAUAUUUAUUGGAGAGAGUGAAGAAAAACUGCUACUGCCAUUUUGAAUGGUUUGGUCCAGUAACACCCGUCUUGUUUGUCUACCACCCUGAGUCUGUACGUCCUGUGUUCAAAUCUUCAGCGGGAAAACCCCGUGGCUAUUUUCUAGCGUCGGCUUACGAUAUGGGGAUACGCUGGCUCGGAGAGGGGCUUCUCUUAACCAAUGGUGACCGUUGGGCAAGAAAUCGUCGUCUGCUGACUCCUGCCUUCCAUUUCGACAUACUCAAACCUUACUUGUCCAUCUACCAAACAUGUUCAGAUAUAUUGAUUGAAAAAUUAACAAAGCUGUGCAAGAAAGGGGAGCCAAUCAAUAUUUACCCGUUGAUUAAUUUGGACGCAUUGGAUGUGAUCCUGAGAUGUGCUUUUUCAUAUGAGUCGAACUGUCAAAUAGACAGAUCCAACAACAACUACUCCACGCUCAUAACAGACCUACAGAACUUAUGGACAGCAAGAUCGUUAAAUCCCCACCAUUUUAUUGACCUCAUCUACAAGUUUUCUGCUGAUGGGAAAAAGUUUCAUAAGCUUUGUGAAGCCGCUCAUAAAUUUGCAGAGGAAGUUAUUGAAAAACGGAAACGACAAUUGGACAUGAAGCUAGAAGAAGUUUCAAAGAGAAAGAUCAAGGAUUUCUUAGAUAUUUUAUUGAUAGCACAGGACGAAGAUGGAAAGGGGUUAAGUCCCUUGGAAAUCAGAAACGAAGUGGACACAUUUAUGUUCGAAGGCCACGACACCACCGCAAGUGGAAUGACCUUUGCACUCUACGAGUUGGCCAAGCACCCGGAGUACCAGGAGAAGGUAUACGAGGAGGUGGUCAGAGUUCUAGAUGGUAGAGAACACUUGGAAUGGAACGACUUGCCUAAACUUGAGGUCACAACAAAAUGUAUAAAAGAAAGUCUUCGUCUUCACCCCGCAGUGCCGUACAUAGAGAGAGAAACGGUGGAAGAUUGUAGCAUUAAUGGACAGAUACUACCUAAAGGUACUCGUAUUGCAAUCCACAUCUGGCUCCUUCAUCAUAACCCUCAUAUUUGGGAAAACCCUGAAGAGUUUAACCCAGAGCGGUUUAACCCUGAUAACCAGGUUAAACUUGAUCCGUUUCAGUUUGUGCCAUUUGCUGCAGGCCCAAGAAACUGUAUUGGUCAAAAUUUUGCAAUGAAUGAAAUGAAAACAACUAUUUGUAAAAUAAUCAAAAAGUUUAAGCUUUCGGUGGAUGCCAACAAAAAAGUUCGUAGACUCCCCGUUGUCACAAUGCAGGCAGAAGGUGGAAUGUUUCUCAACGUUACGUUACGGAAAUAAAUUGUGCAAAUUAAAGAUCAAAAAUUUAUAUAUUAAAUUCAUCGUAAAUAUAUUGCCGCAGCACAGUGCGUACAGAGAGAGAGAGAGAGAGAGAGAGAGAGAGAGAGAUCUUUCUGAUAUUCUGAAAUGCAAACAUAUUUGUGUAAAGCCAUUACUACUUGCAGUAGCAUAAUAUUGUCCAUGAAUUCAAGAUAUGGAGUUAUUGAGAUUUAUGCUUAGUUAUUAAUCUGUACGUAUUAAAACUUUUUACCAUUUCAUUUGUUUUUGUUGAG